Alnus glutinosa is the source of this 1067-nucleotide messenger RNA. RefSeq names its product transcription factor bHLH35. Gene Ontology annotation, biological process: regulation of DNA-templated transcription. The coding region runs from base 61 to 810 and encodes 249 amino acids. Gene Ontology annotation, cellular component: nucleus. Gene Ontology annotation, molecular function: sequence-specific DNA binding; DNA-binding transcription factor activity; protein dimerization activity. NCBI's taxonomy places the organism in Eukaryota, Viridiplantae, Streptophyta, Magnoliopsida, Fagales, Betulaceae. The record is from RefSeq and is a predicted model, not a curated record. The transcript has 5 exons.
CUCUCUUUCUCUGUUUCUCUCCCCCCCCCCCCCCCCCCAAAAAAAAAAAAAACUAAAACCAUGGACAACAUUGGCGAAGAAUUCAACAACAUAAGCGAAGAGUACAAACACUAUUGGGAGACCAAAAUGUUCCUUCAAACUGAAGAGCUCGAUAGCUGGGGUUUGGACGAGGCGUUUUCCGGGUACUACGAUUCGAGCUCGCCGGACGGGGCAGCGUCGUCGGCGGCGUCAAAGAACAUCGUCUCCGAGAGGAAUAGGAGGAGGAAGCUGAACGAAAGGCUGUUUGCACUCAGAGCAGUGGUCCCAAACAUUACCAAGAUGGAUAAGGCUUCAAUAAUCAAAGACGCCAUUGAAUACAUCCAAGAGCUGCAUGAACAAGAAAGAACAAUCCAAGCUGAGAUAUUGGAGCUUGAAUCCGGAAAAUUGAAGAAAAAUCCGGGUUAUGGCUUUGAGCAAGAGCUUCCUAUCUUGUUGAGAUCAAAGAAGAAGAAGACGGACCAGUUUUAUGAUUCUGGGGGACCAAGAACUUCCCCUAUUGAAGUCCUUGAACUGAGGGCAACAUACAUGGGGGAGAAGACAGUGGUGGUGAGCCUAACAUGCAGUAAAAGAACAGACACAAUGGUGAAACUUUGUGAGGUCUUCGAAUCUUUGAAGCUCAAAAUCAUUACUGCAAGCAUCACUGCUUUUUCUGGGAGGCUUGUGAAAACUGUCUUCGUUGAGGCAGGUGAAGAGGAGAAAGAUGAUUUGAAGAUACAGAUUGAAACAGCCAUUGCAGCUCUGAAUGAUCCACAAAGCCCUAUGAGCAUCUAACGAUCACUUCAGACCGAAGUUUGAGUGCUCCAAAGGUGGUGGGAUGUUUGGUAACUAUGGCUUUCAUGUCUCCAGGAAAACUUUUUUUUCACUCUUUGUUUCGGUUUUUAAUCGAUGUUUUCCUUGAUGAAGAGUCCUUGGUGUUUGUGUUUUUUGGGGGAAAUUAGCUUCAUAGUUUAAAUAACAAAACCAUAUGUAAUGGUAAUCGUUUGUUGUAAACUAGCUAGUUGUCUUAAUAAAAGUUGCAUUUGGAUCUA